GUCAUGUGACGGUCAUAUAGUAGAUCUGAGAGCAACCCUCAGUCAGUGAACGCUGCUUCUGCUGCUGCAUGGAGGCUCAAGGGCAAAGUCUUUGAACCCCCACCCCCCUUUUUCGGAUACAAACACAACUCCCUGCGUAUUUUGCAUUGGGAUUAUACUAUUCUCUUUUUCACUGAGCAAGACACACGCUAUCCUGGUUGGAGACCUUGGAGCCACUUUUCUCCACUGUGAGAGAGCACAGCAGGUGUUCCACUAUCUCACCUCGGUUGGGAGAGAGCGCCCUUGUUGACCUGAGGUGUUUUUUUGGGCCUAACUUGCCCAGAGGAUAAUUAUCUGACAAUUCAUCCGAGUCCAGCAGGAGGCAGCGGUUUGGCACGCUCCAGGGAUGGUGGAUAACUCUCCGGUUAGCGAGGAGACUUUUCUUCACCCUGGAUCUCCGAAGGUCUACUUGGUGACGGAUCUGAGCUCCUACCAGGUGAUGCCUUCGCCUUUUUCGGAGGACGACCUUAGCGAGUCCUCCAGCCCUCGGUCCUGUUCAAGUCCCGAUUCCCAGCUUCUCAGCUCCAGCUAUGGAAGCAACUCUAGCACAGAGAGCCAUGACAGUAUGCUCGAUCACUUACUGUCCCAGGCCUCGCUGGGAGGAGCUGUGCCUUCAGGAUCUGUGGCCCAGAUAUCCUCUUUCUUCUGUGACCCCCGGAGAGAUGUAAAAGAGGAACAGUUUGACUUCCUCACCUGGUCCAAUGUGGAGGCGGAGGAACAACCUGGAGGCUCUUUCCAGCCCACGUUGGAGGAGAUCGAAGAGUUCCUGGAGGAGAAUAUGGAAGUGGUGACGAUGAAGCAUGAAAUCAGAGAGGGUUGUCUGGCGUUGGGACUGGAAGAGGCUCUUGGUCUUGGAGUUGGUUUGGAGUGGUGCAGGGACGCCUCUACCGUGCCUAAAAUCGAACCAGAAACCCAGCAUUCAGACCAAACCGUCCCCACUGCUGCCUCCAGUGACACCACAUCAAUCGACUCACAUGAACCCAGCAAAGAGUCGAAGAAGGCAUCAUCCAACAAGCCUUCAGCGGUCAUUGUGCAGAUUCAGCCUCUUCAGAUCAAGCAGGAGCCGACAGUAGCUCCUGUAACACCAACAUCUCCGACAUCCCCAUCUUCAGACAUCACAAUCGCACAGCUUCUAGUCAACAUCCAGGGCCAGACCUUUGCUCUGGUGCCUCACAUCCUGCCCAACCCCAGCCUGAACGUCUCCUCUAAGUUUGUUCGCAUCGCUCCCGUCCCCAUUGCAUCCAAACCUCUGGGACUCUGCGAUGGAUCGGCCAACCACGGAUCGGGGAUUCUCAUCGGAGGUCAAAAGUUCCAGAAGAACCCCAUGGCGGAUAUUAUCAAAAUGCACAAAUGUACUUUUCCUGGAUGCACCAAGAUGUACACGAAGAGCAGCCACCUGAAGGCUCACCUGAGGAGGCACACGGGGGAGAAGCCUUUCGCCUGCAACUGGCAGGGCUGUGGAUGGAGGUUCUCCCGGUCAGACGAGCUGUCCAGACACCGGCGUUCCCACUCAGGAGUGAAGCCCUACCAGUGCACGGUUUGUGAGAAGAGAUUCGCUCGCAGUGACCAUCUCUCAAAACACAUCAAAGUCCACCGCUUUCCACGAAACAGCCGGACAGUUCGCUCAGUAAUCUGAAGCUGAAACCUCUACAGGAGCACAGUGUGAAUGUUCAUCUCUUAUAUGUGAGGGUUGUGUGAGUGGAAGCAUGCCCUGUCUUUUCAUUUCAUCGCUCUGUGAUUGUCCUAAUUCAGGGGUGUCCAAACGUAUUUCCCCGAGGGCCACAUACAGAAACAUAUACGAAGGUCUGGGCCGCUCACUAGAGGUAUACUGCCUCAUAAGUUCUGUUAUAAGUUGGAAAAAUCAAUCAAAUGUAGGUACAUGAUGCUUGAUACUUGAAAUGCUUUAAGAAACAAACAGCCCAGCUCUCCAGAGGGUUUCCGUUAUUCUGUCAGCAGCUCAUUCCUUAAAACAGAAGCUUCAGUUUCUAUAAGAGGAAAUAUGAAGGGUCUAUUUCACGCUUGUUAUGUCAAUUUGUUAUUGGGCUUUCUUCUUAUCAACUUAGAUUUGUUAAAACAUGUUUUCAACUUGAAUGGACUGAAUUGAUUUGAAAAUUGGGCCACUGAAUACUGUGUAAUAUUUGAAAAUAUAUAUUUAAGAAGUACAAUAUAAGACAAGCGUGAGGGCCGAUUAAAAAUGGUCAAUUAAAAAAAAAGUUUGGACACCCCUGUCCUAAUUUAUUGUACAAAGACUGACACAUCCUGUCAGCGUAUGUUUUCCUCUUCUCUCCUUAUCGCAGAAGGUUAGAUAAGCGUAUGUACAGUCAGUCUGGAUCAGUUAUAGUCUUGCAUGUCCCCUUUUACCUGGAUCAAAACGACUGCCUUUAAUCGCCCUGAAAGCUGCCAGUGUCGUGGACAUUCCUCGUCUUAUGCAAAGUUUAGGAAGUCAGAGGACGUUUCCUCAUUACUCUUCACUCUCCGUGGGGUUUUUGCUGCCUUGUUCCACAAAUCGUUGGUGGCAGUUUUUUAUUCACAUGUCCCAGCAGCUUUGUAAACCUGCUGGGACAUGAGGAGUGGAAUCAAGAAGCCUCACAAGACAUCUAAACGUGAAAAGUGUUAAAUCCGCCGUGUGAUCAGUGUUAAAGGAUCUUUGUUUGUUGUUUUUCAAAAGCUAAAUCAUGUGAAUCUACUCGCUACCAAGACCCCAGGAAGAGCAUCGGCCAUUGAAGCGAAUUUUUGUAGUGGCCAAACGAUGGUACUACAACUUCAGUUCUAGUUCGGGAUGCCAUUGGGCUCAAACUACUUGUUUCUUACUGACUUAGAAACCCUAAGCAUGAACACUUUUAUAGCACUUAUUUAAAUUAUUAGGGUCUAAAAGUUGGGUUGUUUGACCUCUCCAUUCAUUUGACUGAGCCAAGAGUGGGAGAUGGAGGCGGGGCUUAAGAUCAGGAGGCGGGGUUAUAAUAUGAGAGGUGGGGCUUAUAUAUGGGAGGCGGGGCUUAAUGCAAACUCAAGUGCCCACACUGAAAAAACUGAACCUAUAGAUUCCCCAUUUUUGGCGAUAUUCGCAACUUAGCAACUCUCAAAAGAUUUAACGAGACCCCCGCCUCUGUAUCCAGUUCUCUUUAUACAUCCAUAUUUGCGACUGGUCUACUAUUUGUAUAUCGCUUUUUUUGGCCUUACUGUACCACAAAAUCCUUACUGACGAUCUGAAUGGUUUGGGAAGCCAGACUCUAAAUUGGUGUUAAGUGACUGUUGAGAAGUUGUCCUUAUAUUGUCCCUGAAUGUCUCAGUCUGCUAUGAUUAUGAUUAUUAUUAUUUUGCUGAUGACUUGACACAAGAUCUGCCUCAAUCCUUCUUUUGUCUGCUACCGGAGACACCCUGACAGCCUUGUAAAGUGACACCGACCAGGGCAAAGGGCUUCUGGGAACAUCUUUGAGGCCAUACUUUGUAAUUGUUCUCAAACAUUGUGUAGCACACCCCACAGUGAAUAUGUCGGGGUUUGAAGAUGCCGUCCAUUUGUGAUUCAUGUGUGUAAACAAGCAGGGGUUACACAACAUUGUGCAUCAUUCCUUCAUUCAAUUUCUGAAUUGUUAACGCUUGUGGGAACACAGGUGUUUUAUCGCAUCCUAUGAAUGUAUGUAAAUAUGCAGAUCCAGAGAAACACAGAGAAAACCAUAUCUUAAAAACACAAAUCAGUGGUUGUGAAGAUUUCUAGUGCGAACCCUAAAUGUGUACAUAACUACGUUUCAGUCCAUAUGGAUAUAUUAUAUAUUUUUGUCUUUGUUGUAUUGAAGAUGCAUUUACAAAUAAAACUGAAAAUAAAUAAACAGUUGCAAUUCC
Gymnodraco acuticeps is the source of this 3879-nucleotide messenger RNA. Its product is annotated as Krueppel-like factor 15. Gene Ontology annotation, molecular function: DNA-binding transcription factor activity, RNA polymerase II-specific; RNA polymerase II cis-regulatory region sequence-specific DNA binding. Gene Ontology annotation, biological process: regulation of transcription by RNA polymerase II. The transcript has 3 exons. The coding region runs from base 386 to 1675 and encodes 429 amino acids. Lineage: Eukaryota; Metazoa; Chordata; Actinopteri; Perciformes; Bathydraconidae. The record is from RefSeq and is a predicted model, not a curated record.